This is a messenger RNA of Chenopodium quinoa (quinoa), 4395 nucleotides long. RefSeq lists its product as uncharacterized. Bases 738 to 4034 code for a protein of 1098 amino acids. The record is from RefSeq and is a predicted model, not a curated record. Lineage: Eukaryota; Viridiplantae; Streptophyta; Magnoliopsida; Caryophyllales; Amaranthaceae. Gene Ontology annotation, molecular function: metal ion binding. The transcript is spliced from 9 exons.
AGGUUUAUAAUUACGUGCAUUUAGAUAAAUAGAUAUAGAUGAAGCAAUUUUCGACUUUAAUUUUUUUCCCCCUUUUCCCUUUUUCUUUAUCACUUUAUAAUUAUUGUUUUCAUUUAUAAUAAUAAUUAUCAUACCAAAUUCUAAAUAUUAAGAAGAGUAAUUAGUAAAUGAUUCAAGUUUCUCUCUCCUAACAAAACUCAUCUCUCUCUCUCUCUCUUUCUAUCACUUUCUCUCUCUUUCUUCUGAACUCUGCAACUAAUUUUCAGAUCAUUUACUCUCCCAGAUUCUCUCUCCUACCUUUUCGCUGAUUCAUUUCUGACCAUUUUCCUCUUUCUCUCUCCUCUUUUUUCCGGCGCUAGUCAAUCCACCUUUGACUUUCUUUACACCCUCACCAAAAAAAAAAAAAAAAAUCCACUAGUUUCUCGCAUUUUGUGAUUUCGAAUUUGUUCGUAUUUGAGUGUGAUUUUUGUUAGUUAUUAGUGUAAUUCAGCUGAAAUUAAGCUGUUAAUAAUGCCGGAAAUCCGAGGUUUCUGGAAUACUUGAUGAUGAAGUGAAAUUUGAUUUGAGGAAGUUGUUGAAAUUGAAGAUUUUAAUUGAGAAUUUGAUGUAUGGAAGGGUUUCAUUUCUUUGAGAAUGGAUGAGUUGAAGUUGAAGUUGAGUUUGAGUUGAAUUUCUUUGGAUUUUAUGUGUUUGAUUUUUGGGGGAAAUUUCUGGUUUGAGCUUCAAUUUUUGAGGAGAUGGAUAAAAUGACUACAGAUCUUACUCGCAAUGGUCCUGUUGAAAGAGAUAUUGAGCAGGCGAUUACUGCCCUUAAAAAAGGUGCAUAUCUGCUGAAGUAUGGAAGAAGAGGAAAACCAAAGUUCUGUCCAUUCCGGCUAUCCAAUGAUGAAUCUGUUUUGAUAUGGUUCUCGGGGAAAGAGGAGAAGCACCUGAAGCUGAGCCAUGUUUCCAGAAUUAUUUCUGGCCAGCGCACACCAAUUUUUCAAAGAUAUCCUCGGCCGGAGAAGGAAUACCAGUCAUUUUCUCUCAUAUAUAAUGAUAGAUCAUUGGAUUUGAUUUGCAAGGAUAAGGAUGAAGCUGAAGUAUGGUUUAGUGGCCUCAAAGCUUUAAUUUCAAGGACUCAGCAACGGAAGUGGAGAACAGAAUCAAGGAGUGAUAGCAUUCCAUCUGAAGCAAAUAGUCCUAGGACCUAUACACGAAGAAGCUCUCCUUUACACUCUCCCUUUGCUAGUGGAGAUAGCUUGCAGAAGGAUAGCAGUGAACACCUCCGUCUUCAUAGUCCAUACGACAGCCCCCCUAAAAAUGCUUUGGACAAAGCAGUCUCAGAUGUGAUGCUUACUGCGCCCCCUAAGGGUUUUUUCCCUUCAGAUUCUGCUGCUAUGUCUGUCCAUUCCAUUUCUUCAGGUUCAGAUAGUGUAUAUAGUCAAAUGAAAGGAAUGGGUGCAGAUACUUUUAGGGUCAGUCUAUCAAGUGCUGUUAGCUCAUCAAGUCAAGGUUCUGGUCUUGAUGAGGGGGAUGCCCUGGGUGAUGUUUUUAUCUGGGGAGAAGGUACAGGAGAUGGUGUGUUGGGUGGAGGAGUGCGUAGAACAGGUAGUUGUUUUGGUAACAAGAUGGAUUCUUUGUUGCCUAAGGCAUUAGAGUCGGCUGUAGUGUUGGAUGUCCAGAACAUAGCUUGUGGCGUAUGGCAUGCAGCUCUAGUUACCAAGCAAGGGGAGAUUUUUUCUUGGGGUGAGGAAACAGGUGGCAGACUGGGGCAUGGGGUGGAUGCUGAUGUAUCACAUCCAAAGCUCAUUGAUGCCCUCAGCACCACCAACAUUGAGCUUGUAGCAUGUGGGGAGCAUCAUACUUGUGCUGUCACCCUUUCUGGUGAAUUGUACACCUGGGGUGAUGGUGCUUUCAAUUUUGGCCUUCUUGGGCAUGGGAAUGAUGUAAGCCACUGGGUCCCGAAAAGAGUGAAUGGUCCGCUAGAGGGCAUACAUGUCUCAUACAUCUCCUGUGGACCCUGGCACACAGCUGUUGUGACUUCUGCUGGGCAAUUAUUUACUUUUGGAGAUGGCACUUUUGGUGUUUUGGGCCAUGGAGACCGUAAAAGUGUUUCCAUACCCAGAGAAGUGGAGUCCCUAAAGGGUCUUCGCACAGUUCGAGCUGCUUGUGGUGUUUGGCAUACUGCUGCAGUUGUAGAAGUUAUGGUGGGCAGCUCAGGGUCUAGCAACUGCUCUUCAGGUAAGCUAUUUACUUGGGGUGAUGGAGAUAAAGGCCGACUUGGGCAUGGUGAUAAGGAGGCAAAACUUGUGCCCACAUGUGUUGCUGAUCUUGUAGAGCCUAAUUUCUGUCAGGUUACCUGUGGAUAUAGCAUAACAGUUGCACUUACAACGUCUGGUCAUGUAUAUACGAUGGGCAGCCCUGUUUAUGGCCAACUAGGUAAUCCUCAUAGUGAUGGGAAGCUCCCGACACGUGUGGAAGGAAAGCUUUCAAAGUGUUUUGUGGAGGAGAUAGCUUGUGGUGCUUAUCAUGUUGCUGCCUUGACCUCAAGAACUGAAGUUUACACUUGGGGGAAGGGUGCCAAUGGACGAUUAGGUCAUGGGGAUACAGAAGAUCGAAAUGGCCCUACAUUAGUAGAAGCUCUAAAAGAUAAACAAGUGAGAAGUAUUGCUUGUGGUACAAACUUCACUGCCGCUGUAUGUCUACAUAAGUGGGUUUCAGGUGUUGAUCAGUCAAUGUGUUCUGGCUGUCGCUUGCCAUUUAAUUUCAAAAGAAAACGACAUAACUGUUACAAUUGCGGGCUUUUAUUUUGUCAUUCAUGUAGUAGUAAGAAGUCUUUCAAGGCUUCCAUGGCACCUAAUCCAAACAAACCUUAUCGAGUCUGUGAUAAUUGCCUUACUAAACUUAGGAAAGCAGUUGAAACUGGGGCUUCAACCCGUUCCUCUGCUAGUAGAAGAGGAAUCGUGAAUCAAGGGACUGAGCUUAAUGAGAGAGAGGAAAAGCUUGAUUCUGGAUCCCGUGGUCAGCUUGCAAGAUACUCUUCAAUGGACUCCUCAGAAGGUCGAUCUAAGAAAAACAAGAAGUUUGAAUAUGAUAGCAGUCGUGUAUCACCUAUACCAAAUGGAGGGUCACAAUGGGGAGCUAAUAUAUCCAAAUCUUUCAAUCCUAUGUUUGGGUCAUCAAAGAAAUUUUUCUCCGCUUCAGUUCCUGGAUCCAGAAUAGUUUCUCGAGCAACUUCACCAAUCUCUAGACGGCCAAGUCCACCUCGUUCAACAACACCUACCCCAACCCUCUCAGGACUUAUGUCCCCAAAAGUGACUGUUGAUGAUGCCAAGGGGACCAAUGAUAGCCUUAGCCAGGAGGUUAUCCGAUUAAGAGCACAGGUUGAAAGUCUCACUCGCAAAGCUCAGGUUCAAGAGGUUGAAUUGGAAAGAGCAAACAAGCAAUUAAAGGAAGCGAUAUCAAUAGCAGGUGAAGAGACUGCAAAAUGCAAAGCGGCCAAGGAAGUGAUCAAAUCACUAACUGCCCAGCUCAAAGAGAUGGCUGAAAGGCUACCUGUUGGAGCUACGCGAAAUAGCAAGUCUCCUGUAUUUCCAUCGUUGUCCUCCACUCCUACUUUUGCUGACAUCUCAAAUCCCUCAAUCAACCAAUGUAAUGACCAGAUACCUAGCCUUGACUCAUAUGGUUUCAAUGGUCUUGUGUUUUCAAAUGGGUCAGGCACCCCUAGUAGCCGUAGUUCUGUUCAAAGUAGAGUAGCUAGUACAGAGGCGACAAGAAAUGGUAAUAGAACUCGAGAAGGUGAGCCUCGUCCAGAGAAUGAAUGGGUUGAGCAGGAUGAGCCGGGUGUAUAUAUUACAUUUGUCUCCUUACCUGGAGGUAUCAAGGAUCUAAAGAGAGUUCGUUUUAGCCGGAAAAGGUUUAGUGAAAAGCAAGCAGAACAGUGGUGGGCAGCAAACCGAGAAAGAGUAUACGAGCGUUACAAUGUUCGUACAUCUGAUAAGUCGAGUGUUGGUGUUGAAAGUGACCUAGGCUCAUUCAUCACCGAUAAAUGAAAUUUGUAGCCUUGGAGAUUUAUUUUACAAGUUUCGCUCCUACAGCUUAUGCAUUAUGUUGUUCCACACGAUUUUGUGCUGAUCUUUAUGAAGCUGUGAAUCUUGGACUAAUAUUAACAGUCCAGAUGCAGAGGUUCGAUUGUUUUCUUUGAUUCUUUCUCUAGUCCCUAAAAUUUGAUUGUAGCUUCCCUUUUUUUUUUUUUUCCUUAUCUUUUUUAACUGUAAGAUGUGUGAGGGUUGAGGGUGAGAAAUGUAUAUACAUUGUACGUUGCUGGCUAUUGUUAAAAGCAGCUGCCUUGUAAAUUCUGAUUAAAUGAAAGCAAUUUUCAGGUUUUCUAACCUCCUUUGACAGGGCUUUCCA